Messenger RNA from Closterium sp. Yama58-4, 2802 nucleotides. NCBI's taxonomy places the organism in Eukaryota, Viridiplantae, Streptophyta, Zygnematophyceae, Desmidiales, Closteriaceae. The record is from the annotation of a GenBank genome assembly.
AUGGACGGUAUGAUGGAUGAUCUGGCAGACAUCUACGGUGACGUCAGCGGCCACGCCACUGCCACGUCAGCAGCGCCAGCCACCAAUGUUAUGUGCGCGUCAGCAGGAGGGGGAGCGCUGGGCGGCGCAGGAGGACAGGGAGGGGGCGGAAUGGGGGCAGGGGGAGCGGGGGGAGCAGGGGGAAUGGGGGGAAUGGGAGGAGCGGGGCAAGGAGGGGAGAUGACAGGGGGAGGCGGGGCCAUGGGGGCCAUGGGGGGCGUGGGGGGCGUGGGCGCGAGUGUGCAGGAGCAGGUGGAUGAGGAGACGCGCAUGAUGUCUGCCAUUGUGGAUCAGGCCAGCACGGACUGGCAGAGUUCCCCAUCCCUCUCCACCUCCACCCUUCCCCCGCCUGCUCUCUUCUUCUGCCUGCCCCCAGGUCACUACAUCAAGCACUGCCCCACCAAUGGCGAUCCAGCAUUCGAUGUGGUGAGGCGAGUGCGGCCCCCCUCAGGCAUCCCCAAGAGCUUCCUGCGCCCGGACCAGGGAGGGGGCUACCUCAUGCCGGAUGGCUCCAUGGCUUCUAUGGGCGCGCAACACGACAUGCAGCAAGGCAACGAGCAAGCCUUUGCAAGGGAGACGGAGCCCUUUCUCACCCCAAUGCGGCAGCCUCAAGCAGCAGAGGUCCCUCCAGAGCUCAAAUGCCCGCUCUGCUCCUCUCUCUUCCGCAACGCAGUGCUCAUCCCCUGCUGCCACCUCUCCUUCUGCGAUCAGUGCAUUCGGCAGCGGCUGUUGGCCAAGGGCAGCUGCCCCAAGUGUGCAUCCACUCUGUACCGCAACGACGACCUUCUGCCUAACAUGACGCUCAGACAGGCUGUUGACCGAUUCAAGGCUGCACAGCUGCAGCCUGGGGUUCAGGCGCAGGGGCAGACGGGGCAGAUGCAGCCUGGACAGAUGCAGCCUGGACAGAUGCAGCCUGGGCAGAUGCAGCCUGGGCAGAUGCAGCCUGGACAGAUGCAGCCUGGGCAGAUGCAGCCUGGGCAGAUGCAGCAGAUGCAGCAGCCACAGCAGCGGCAACAACAAUGGCAGCAGCAGCAGCAGCCACAACAACAACAGUGGCAGCAGCAGCAGCAGCAGCAGCAGCAGCCACAACAACAACAGCAGUGGCAGCAACAGCAGCAGCAGCCACAACAACAACAGCAGCAGUGGCAGCAACAGCAGCAGCAGCAGCAGCAACAACAGCAACAGCAGCAACAGCAGCAGCAGCAGCAGCACCAGCAACAGCAACAGCAACAGCAACAGCAACAGCAACAGCAGCAGCAGCAGCAGCAACAGCAGAAGCAGCAGCAGCAGCAGCAGCAACAGCAACCAUUGACUAUCAAACAGCCUAUGGCGACAAACAAAACUGCCCCUGUUUCUUCAUCUGCUCCCGCUGCCUCUGCUCCUGCUCGUGCUGCUGCUGCAGCUCCUGUUGCUUCUGCUUCUGGCGAGGAACACAGUGCAGCAUCAGGAAGUGGAAAGCCCAAGCGCACCCCUGCUCGCCCUGCCGCUGGGGCUUCUGCUGCUGCCACCUCUGCUGCUGCUGCUGCUGCUGCCGCGGCCACUUCUGCUGCUGCUGCUGCUGCUGCUGCUGCUGCUGCCGCUUCUGCUGCUGUUUCUGGCAGUGCAGAUUUCGGGUGGAAUGAAGGCAUGGGUCCCAACAUGGGCGGGGAUUUUUCCAUGGGGCCUGGCUUUGGGGGCGGGGGAGGCAUGGGGGGAGGCAUGGGGGGAGGGAUGGGCGGAGGGAUGGGGGGAGAAAUGGGAGGGCCUGGCAUGGGCAUGGGAGGUCCGGGGAUUGGGGGAGGAAGCAUGGGUAUGGGACCUAUGGGGCCCGGAAUGGGAGGAGGGAUGGGAGGAGGAAUGGGCAUGAAUCAAGGCAUGGGGCCAGGCAUGGGGCAAGGCAUGGGGCCAGGAUUUGAAGGAGGCGGAGGGGGAGGGGGAAGGCACCAGCAAUUUGGUCCUGAUGGGCUCAACUUUUCUGCUGCCAGGGACGACGAGGGGAGAGGACCAGGAGGGUGGGGGGGAGGGGGAAUGCACGGGAGGGGUGGGAGAUACAGAGGGGAAAAGGAUUCUCCAGGGAGGUGGGAUGGGCAUGGGGAUGGGGAUGAUCGGGAUGGGGAUUGGGGGAGUGGAGAGGAGGGGAGUGCAGCAGGGAGGGUGCGCAAAGGGAGGUUUCGAUACAGAGGGGAGAGUGAGGGAGAGGAGGAGGUGGAAGGAAGGGGCAGGGUUGGGCCUGAUAAAGAGUAUGGUUAUAAUGAGGAUGAGGAUGAGGGUGGGAGGAGGAGACGACACAGGUUCAAGGAAAGGGAAGAAGCAGACGGGGGUGGGAGGCGAGGAGGAGGUGGAGGAAGAGGUUUGCAGAAGGGGGCUAGGGAAGAAGAGUGGGAUGAUGGUAAUGAUGGUGAUAACGUGGACGAUGGUGGGGGCUUGGGGGAGACGGCAGGAGUACGGGGGAAGGAGAGGAAGAGACGGGGUCGAAGCAAGGGGAUGGGAGAGAGGGAGUGGGAGGAGGGUGUGGAUGGUGGUGGCACUGGUGAUACCUUACCUGCUAGAGCCGACGAUGGGAAUGUGGAGAAGAGAAGGAAGAUGAAGAGAAUGCGGAAAUAUGGCGAUGGUGGGAGUGAUGAGGGGAGAGGAGGGAUGGGUGCAGGUGAAGGGGAUGAUGUGGGGGAGGGUGAGGGAAGAGGUCUUAGGAUUUACGCGGGGGGAUUUAAUGAUGAUGCUGGGUAUGGGGAUGACAAUAAAGGGGAUGAGAAUGAUCGCUGGCCAUUAGAACAUGGAAUGUGA